Messenger RNA from Xenopus tropicalis (tropical clawed frog), 2114 nucleotides. RefSeq names its product helt bHLH transcription factor (gene helt). Gene Ontology annotation, molecular function: protein dimerization activity; DNA binding. Gene Ontology annotation, cellular component: nucleus. The coding region runs from base 460 to 1218 and encodes 252 amino acids. Gene Ontology annotation, biological process: DNA-templated transcription; regulation of DNA-templated transcription; negative regulation of transcription by RNA polymerase II. The transcript is spliced from 4 exons. The record is from RefSeq and is a predicted model, not a curated record. Lineage: Eukaryota; Metazoa; Chordata; Amphibia; Anura; Pipidae.
GAAAUUCUCAACACAAAUGUGUAGAUAAUGAUGACUAUGCCUAUGUAUAUGUAUUUGUAUAGAGAGAUAGAAAUAUAUACAUACAAAGUAAAUAAAAUAAGAGAAACAAAUCUUGAUACAGAAGAUGACCUUUAUGAUGAAUACAGAUAGACAUAGGGACAGACAGAGAAAUGAAAGACAGCAACAUAUAUAGACAUAUAUAUAGAUAUGUAGACAGACUGAUUGUCUCUGGGGCGGCGUGGAUUAAGGCCCCUACCCCCUGCUGGCCCCCAGUUACCUCUCUGUAUGUGCUUGUCCUGUGACCAUUCCCCCUCCCCAUUGUGCCUGUGUCUAAUCCCUUCAGCGAAGUCUGAAUGCGCCAGGCUUGGCAGCGAUGGCUUUAUAAAGUGAGCCUUGGUGGGAAAGCAGCAGCACAGUCUGCCCCGACCUGACGGAAGAGUCGCAGCGCCGCACAGAAGCAUGGACAUGACAGCGCUAGCGUCUGCCUCUGCCCGCAUCGCCCUAGGGGCUUCCGCCAGAGUGAAGGAGCGCAGAAGAGCUCCAGUCUCCCAUAAAGUCAUAGAGAAGAGGAGGAGAGACAGGAUAAACAGGUGUCUCAGCGAACUGGGCAAAACGGUGCCUAUGGCAUUAGCCAAACAGAACUCAGGAAAACUGGAAAAAGCUGAAAUAUUGGAGAUGACAGUUCAGUACCUGAGAGCUUUACACGCCACAGAUUUGCCAAGAGGCAGAGACAAAGAUCUCCUGUCUGAAUUUGCCAAUUAUUUCCAUUAUGGCUACCACGAGUGCAUGAAGAACCUGGUGCACUAUCUGACGACCGUGGAACGAAUGGAGACAAAGGAUAACAAAUAUGCGCGUAUUGUCGCCUUCCUGCAGUCUAAAGCCCACCUGUCCACCGAGCCCAUCUUCAGCCCUCUGCAGGAGGUUGAGGUGUCUUGCCAGCUUCAUUCCCCCCCUGACUAUGCAAGUCCUGUAGACUCUACCUUCCCACCGUGCUCAGGAGGUUCUUUCUCAUGGCAUGGCACUGCCAGAAGCCCCACACUCAAUUAUCUUGGGAGCCCGACAGCAAUGUCUCUUUCCUGCAGUCCUUCCCAGCAGUCAGCACAUAGCACCUUCUUGUCCCCGGUGCAGAGCUUGGACAGACAUUACCUCAACUUUCUGGGACAUUCACACACCAGCAAUUUUGGGGUGCACAGCACGCAGCAUCCUACUGUGAUAUGACUCCAACUCUGCUCAGUCUGUGAACUGUAUGAAAUGCCCAGGAGUUUUCGUUAAAAUGACGGGGCAAAACUUAGCCUUCCCAUAAUGUUUUCUUUUUGUCUUUGUGAGGCAGUUGUCCACCCCGUAUGGUUCAACCAACCACAAGUGAUAAGAUCUAAUGUAUGACACUUCUCUAUCCUUUUCCAUCUUUCUGUUUGUGCCUUUUACCAACAAAGGUCACUAAGAAAGUCCCCUCUAUUUCCUAACUUAAAUUUGUUUUUUUUUAAUUCGAUGCAAAAAUAUAGUUUUUAACAAAACAAUUGUAGAUACCAUAUCAAUAAAUCAACACAUGAUAGAAGUGAGCCCCCUCUCAAUAAAGAAAGAGAUGAGGGGAUACCCAAAACUAUUUUGCGGAACUUCAGAACACUUAGCCCAUAUUAACUCAACUCUGUAUAUCUGCCAUUUGUUAUAUCAGCAGUAGUUUUACUCUUUGGAACCUUUAUUAAAUGCACUGAUUAUGUAGACAUCUUACAGUUCUUACAAGUUCAAUUGGUAUGUAAUAAUAAUCCCUGCUGUGAAUAAGUCCCAUAGGGCUCUGUGACACCAUGAAGAAACUUUGAGGUUACUCCAGUGUCUCUUUAAAGCAGAAUCCUGGUUUUAGGGUCAAGGUACAACAGCACUUAGUUGACAAAACCUCCAGUCCCUACUUGCCCUUAAAAUAAAUAGGUGCUUUUUUUCCAUUGAAAGGUUGUGCCAAGUGUCAGCAUACAGAAACGGGGAAUUUUUUUUGCUAUGUACAUAUUGUACAUACAACUACUAUUUUGUCAAUAAUUUAUUGAGGCAAUUAUGUGUUUCUGUUUCUUUUGUAAGCUGCAUAUAUUUAUAUGUACCAUUUGUAAUAAAUGCUCCUUAUUGUA